AUGUGAGGUUGCGGAGUGGAGGUGAAUGAAUGAAAUAAAGACGACGACGAAGGAGGAGGAGGAGGAGGAGAAUAAGUAAGAAGAAAGAUAAAACUUCACUUGGUUCAGAAAAAGUUUUUAGAAGUUAGUUGCCCGUAAGCUUCCCUGCCCGUCAGCCAGGAGACGUAAUUCGUCUGUGAGAGAGGAUUUUUUUAAAUAAUUUUUUUAUCUCUCUCUCUCUCUCUUUCUUUUUUUAAAACAAAACAAAUACAUAUAUAUAUAUAUAUAUACUAAAAAAAAGUACAAGAUUGUGCGGGUGGGUGCCAGGAAGUUAGUGAAGUCAAGUCAUCCAUCCAAACAUGUUGGGACGGCUACCACUGUUGUCUGGACUUGUCACGACGAAUAUCGCUCUUAUCAGCUCACACCACCACGUUACUUACUGCCACCUUCUCAACCACCACUACUGACUGCCUCUUCUAAAACUUACUCGGGGUACUUAAAACCAGAUCGUAUAUAUAUAAAAAAAAAUACAAGUCUUCUAAUUCACUCUACUUGUGCGCAUCGUCGUGGCUUUCUUUUACUCUACUACACAAGACAUACUUUCAAAUUUACCUUUCUGUGUCUUACCUAUCUUAUUUGCCAAAUUGGAGUUCCAUUUUAUGUGCAUUCAUAGUUUGAAUCAAAACCUAUUCAUAAAAAUAAAUACUUGAUUUACUGGAUCCACCUACUAAAUAAAACCGUGUGCGUUGGCGUGGUCUGAGAAUUAUUAUUUUCCGCGAUCACUUUCACAUAUUUUACCACAAUAUGUUAUUUGAAAAGGUUAACGUCAUCAUGAAUCUUGUAGCAUUUGUCAUGACGCUAUCGGUAGCGUUUACACUCGCUGCACAUAAUCACUGUCCACCAAACACUUACUACAAUACUACAUUUAAAAAAUGCGUUAACUGUUCAACUUGUCCUGACAACGAGAUAAUUCGCAGCCCCUGCAGUCCUUACGAAGAUCUCUCAUGCGGGCCCUUUGUGGAGUUCAAUCGUUUUGUAGUCGGUGGCAAACAUAAACAGCAAAACAAAAGCAGGGUACAUCAUCCGUACUGGAAACCGGAUCCACAAAAACCAGUGAUACACCAUGAUCCGAAUAUUGAUUACACGAAACCUCGGAUGAACCAACCUGCUCUAGUAACAACUAUUAAUCAGGAUACAACCCCUUGGAAAACUAUUGCUCUUUCUUUGAUUAGUAUCAUUUGUACUAGUGUGGUUUUACUACUAGUUGCUGUGAUAGUUGUGCACUUUUACAAAAAGAGAAAUUCUAGUUAUGAUAAAGAGUCAUAUAUGACACUAAUGACUGCAGCCAUGCUGAGGCCAACCUUGAAGAAUUUUAAUUGAAUGAAUCAACCCCAGUACUUUUUUUUUUUAAAAGCCUGAGUCUGGUCUGACUGAGGUAUGCUACAGUACAUUGGCCCUUGAUUAUAUGCAAAAGACAAGACCUUCAUCUGCAUUAUGGAUGUACACACCGGCCUAUCAUAAAUCCCAAGACCUUCUACUCAACCAACAUCCAGAACCAGAAGUAUCGGCACCGUUUGCAAACAACACUGAAGGCACAGAUGAAUGCACAGAAAAGGAGCAUUGCACUGCUUCUUCUUGCACACCACACACCAGAGACAGCAAUGUUGUAGAUUAUGGCCACCAGCAUCCUCAUCAGUAUGCGAUGACAAACCCUCCUAAUAUCCCAUCUUCCAACAACAUUAACAGCCGCAGUCAGUCGUUAUGCAGCUGCAACAACCACUUCCCAGACUAUGUAUUUUUCAAUCUUGCACAAAAUGAGUAUUUGGAAAAAUAAAUAAUUAAUGGAAGGAAAAAAAAAAAAAAUAAAGGAAAAGGUUUGUGUGUGUAUUAAUCACACAUGGUAGACAUUGCAUAUUUACACGUUAUCAGAUCCUACGUUCUGCACUGAUAGCUAAUCAAUUCUGUUCGGUUGACUGAAUGCAAAUCAUUUUGGAAAUGAUUUCACACUGAUGAAAAGGACCCGACCGAUUACGUAUGGUAUGAAGUGGAGGGGGAAAUUAAAAUGAUCAAUUUGAUAUGUUUUUUUUUUUUUAAAUGUUAUGUAGUGGUAUUUUACAGUUUAUCUAUCCACUUGUAAAGUAAGUUUAAUGCAAGUUAAACUCCUCUUGAUUUUGUUUUAUAAAUCAUCUUUUUUGUUUUUUUCCAAAGUAUAUUCAUGGCAUUUAAAAUAUACAAACAUUUUAGAAAACUAUCAAUGGAAAAUAAUCUCACUUUUCUAUACAUUAAGUGGAAACUUUUUUUUUUUUAAACGAUCAUUUAAAGAUCCAUGUAUUAUUGCUGCUGGAUAUAUCAAAUGAAAAAUUUCGACAUUUCAUGUUUUAACUUUACCAUAGUUAUAUCCUAGCUUCAUCAACAUAUAUAUUGUAUAUUAUUUCAUGUCAGAAAUUUAUGCUGAGGAGGGCUUUUAUUUCAAAUUCCCUUGAAACAGUGCCAGUGUAAAAAUAUUUUUGACAGUUGUUAGCAAGACAUUGUUUUUUCCUUCAGUUGUGAAACAGAAAAAGGUAGGGGAUAAAAAAAAUUAAAGCCUAAAUAUCCCUAGCCUUAUUCCAGGGCCCUAUUUGCAAAAUAUUAAGCCAUAGGCUGUUUUAAUGCAUUAAAAUAAAACCUAACACACUGGGGGUAUUUUUUCAGAAAAAGGUACAAAAAAAAAAGUUGGUUCUUUUUAAAAAUAUCUUUUAUUGUGUUAUUGUUAGAAAAUUUGAGGGCAGUGAGUAGUUUGAAACCAUUGACAAAUUCUACUCUAAACUAUUUUAUUUAUAGUGUUUCUAAACAUUCUGAUAAUCCAAAAUUAAAUCUGGCUUAAAUAGAAUUUAUAUAUUUUUGGAAUUUGUUCUUUGAUAAUUAUAGUUGAUUGCUUAUUACAGUAAUUGAACUUUAUAAUUCUUCAGUUAAUGAAUUUUAAAUUUUAAAGAUAUCCUUCGAAAACCAUCCACACUAACAAGCAAUUUAAAGAAAUAAAAUGAAUUUUUAUUUCUUGUUUUGGGUUAAGGAGCCAUAAUUAUUGGCUUUGGUGUUUUCAAUAGUUUAUAUCUAUUCCAUUUACUUAACCUUUUUUGGAAAAAAAAAAUCAUACUAAAACUAUCAUCGGACCAAUAUAAUCAAUAGUUUGAAUUGAACUAUCAUGCCACCUCAUUUCUAACUGGCUGCUCAGCUUUCAAAGAAACUAAAGCUUUUUUCUUGUUUUUAUGCAUUGUUGAUUUAUCUAAUAAUAUUGAACUUAUUCUCGUAUUAAACAACAACAACAACAAAAACUGAAAAUUGUUAUGACUUUGAGCUGUCACAUAUUCUCGUACAUAUAAUCUUCAUCCUCUUCAUCAUCAGUCUUUUAACAUCCAUGCUAGCAUGGGUCAGGCGGAAUUCAUGGAGGCAGGCCUUCGGUGCCCAAUGCCUUUUCUGUCUCCAACUUUCACCUAUUACCAAACAAGGUAGUAUUUCUCCAUGUCCAGGCAUGUUUUACCUGGAAGAUCAAAAAUGGACGUCGUAUUUAUGAUGGUGGUAUCAAAACAAGAAGACACACAGCCAUGUAUAUAUGUAUGUGUAUAUAUAUAUAUAUAAUGGGUGUGUAGUUUUUUUUUUUCCAGUGUCUACCAAAUCCAUCUGCAAGUCAAUCUGGAGCUAUAGUAGAUCCUUGCCCAAUGUGCCACUCGGUGGCACUGGUCCUGAAUCCACAUGGUUGGGGAGCAAACUUGACCAUACAGCAAUACCUGUGCCUAUAUAUCAUCGUUUUGAAAAACCUCAAGCUGUUUUUUUUUUUUUUUUUUUUUUUUUUAAAUUCCCCCUUAUCAUAGUCUCUCAUUCCAUCAACACAUACAUAUAUAAUCUUGAUAGCAUUUCUAUCUACUACGAAUAAAUCUGACCUACCUACCAUCCUGAAUAUUUGCAGUUCCUAGUCAAAAAAACUUAUUUAUUCAUGUUCAUGGUGGUUGGGGUGGGAGGGAGGGCAAACAGACAAAGCUACAUAUCUAUAUCUUACAAUAAUAUUGUCAUUUUUUUUUUCUCCUUAAGAAUACCAGAACAAUGCAGAAAAAGCAAUUUGUUUUCUUUUUUUCAAAAAAAAAAAAUAAUAAUAAAAAAAAAAAGACAAAAGAACCAGUUAAAAUGGUUAUAGUAACCUAUUGACUUUGGACUAUUUUUCUUGAACUUAUAUAUAUUUUUUUAUGGACUUCAUUUGAGUCUUGUGUGUUGGAGAUAUUAACUGGAAAUACAUCCUUUUGUAAGAUUUGAGACAAGUGAAAACUUGAAAUGUGAUGAAAAAAAAAGAAAGAAAAAAAAAAGUUGAAGAACAGUGAUUAUAUUUUACCUGCU
Messenger RNA from Octopus sinensis (East Asian common octopus), 4344 nucleotides. RefSeq lists its product as uncharacterized. Bases 784 to 1359 code for a protein of 191 amino acids. The transcript is spliced from 4 exons. Gene Ontology annotation, molecular function: protein binding. NCBI's taxonomy places the organism in Eukaryota, Metazoa, Mollusca, Cephalopoda, Octopoda, Octopodidae. The record is from RefSeq and is a predicted model, not a curated record.